Molecule: messenger RNA, 1801 nt
Organism: Zootoca vivipara (common lizard)
Lineage: Eukaryota; Metazoa; Chordata; Lepidosauria; Squamata; Lacertidae
Gene: CDC6
Product: cell division cycle 6
Biological process (GO): mitotic DNA replication checkpoint signaling; DNA replication initiation; cell division
Cellular component (GO): nucleus
Molecular function (GO): DNA replication origin binding; ATP hydrolysis activity
Source: RefSeq, a predicted model, not a curated record
GUUGCUUCAUUUAGUCAAGCGGGUUGGUUGCGGGAAGAAACCUCGCGCCCCUUUGGUUCCGCAGGUUCGGGUUGACGUGUUCAUCAUGCCUUCUACCAGAUCUCAGUCUGAAAGCCAGAGCACCAUCAAAUUCCCUAAGCGGAAAUCGAUUAGGAGGUGUCACAAACCUCUAGAGAAUGGGGAGGCUUCGAAGCUGGACACAACCCCACUGUCAGUUUCACCCCAGAAGCAAGUCUUGCCUCUCAGCCCUCGUAAACGGCUUGGAGAUGACAAUCUCUGCAAUGUCACCCAUUUGCUGCCUUGCACCCCGAGUAAGCAGGGUAAAAAAGAGAAUAGCUUUCCACCCACUUCUCCCAAGGGCCAGGCUUUAGUCUUCAACGAGUGUUCAACUCCCAAAUCUCCAACUAAGGGUAGCAAUUCGGUUCCCUCUCCCUUUCGUGGUGGUCAAGAAACCCCUAACACUUCACAGCAGCAUCGCCACCCAAGGAAAGAACUGGUGUGUACUCGACUCUUUAAGCAAGAAGGCACCUGUUACCAGCAGGCAAAGAGUCUCCUGCACACGGCUGUUCCGGACCAGCUGCAUGCAAGGGAGAAAGAGGCAGGUGUUCUACAUAGAUUCCUGAGGGAGCAUGUCUCCAGGGAGAUCCCAGGAAGCCUUUAUAUCUCUGGAGCUCCAGGCACUGGGAAAACUGCCUGCCUCAACAGGGCCCUGAUGGACUUGAAGAUGGAGCUCACUGGGUGUCAGACCAUAGUCCUAAACUGCAUGGCCCUGAGAAGCUCCCAGGCUGUGUUCCCAGCAAUGGCUGGACAAUUGGGCCAGGCUGGAGCAGACAAAGCAGCCAGGGGUGACGUGAUCAGAAGGCUGGUGAAACGGUUGACAUCAGAAAGUGCACCCAUGGUUUUGGUUGUAUUAGAUGAGAUGGAUCAGCUGGACAGCAAAGGGCAGGAUGUGCUGUACACGAUGUUUGAGUGGCCUUCCCUCCCCAACUCCCGGCUCAUUCUCAUCGGGAUAGCCAAUGCUCUGGACCUCACAGAUCGCAUCCUGCCCCGCCUGCAAGCCCUUCCCAAGUGCAGGCCACAGCUCUUAAACUUUCCCCCAUACAACAAAGACCAGCUUGCCUCCAUCCUCCAGGAACGCCUUAAGCAGGUGUCAGGGGAGCAGGUGCUGGACCACGCAGCCAUCCAGUUCUGUGCUCGGAAAGUCUCUGCCGUCUCUGGGGAUGCACGCAAGGCUCUGGACAUCUGCAGGAGGGCCAUUGAAAUUGUGGAGUCAGAUGUGAAGAGUCAAACUGUGCUUAAACUGCUGCCUGCCUGCAAAUCGUCUUCUAAACCAGCCACAGACUCAGCAGUACCCCAGCGGGUGGGACUGGCCCACAUAUCCCGGGUGAUCUCUGACGUGUACGGUGACCGUUUGGCCUUAGGUGAAGGCCGUGGCGAUGCCAAUACCUUUCCCUUGCAGCAGAAAAUCUUGGUCUGUUCUUUGCUGCUCUUAACCAGGCAACAGAAAACCAAAGAGGUCACACUGGGAAAGCUGCAUGAGGCCUACAGCAAGGUUUGCCGCAAGCAGAAAGUAGGAGCCGUUGGCCAAUCAGAAUGCCUGUCACUUUCGGCUCUCCUGGAAUCCAGAGGCAUUGUGGGUUUGAAGAAGACUAAAGAAGCGCGUCUGACUAAGGUCUUCCUGAAGAUAGAAGAGAAGGACGUGGAAGAUGCCCUCAAGGAUGGAGCUUUGGUUGGAAGCAUCUUGGCUGAGGGAAUUUAAGAGUUCUUGCUCUCACCUCCCUUCUUGCACAGAAUGUUCCUA